This is a messenger RNA of Erigeron canadensis, 1727 nucleotides long. RefSeq names its product type 2 DNA topoisomerase 6 subunit B-like. The transcript has 12 exons. Gene Ontology annotation, cellular component: condensed chromosome. Gene Ontology annotation, biological process: reciprocal meiotic recombination; meiotic DNA double-strand break formation. The record is from RefSeq and is a predicted model, not a curated record. Gene Ontology annotation, molecular function: protein-macromolecule adaptor activity. Bases 28 to 1452 code for a protein of 474 amino acids. NCBI's taxonomy places the organism in Eukaryota, Viridiplantae, Streptophyta, Magnoliopsida, Asterales, Asteraceae.
UAUAGAAUAUUUUAAAGCAGAUUAAUUAUGGACGUUUCAUCUGUUAAAAAUCUCUGUAAACAUUUAAUUUCAUCGGCGAUUCACCGAUGCCGAGUCUCCGGCGAACUCUGCCGGUUAACCGUAAAUCUGAAAUCGUCUCCACGUGCCGCCGAUAAUCCUGUUGUUCGUGUAUCAAUUUCCGACACUGGAGUUGGAAGUAACGUGGAUGAGUUUCAGUAUAUGCAGUGUUUAAGCGGUACCAUAUUGAACGAGAUACAGGAUGGACUUAUAUCAAUUGCAACUACCAGUGUUUGUGAUCAUGAAAUAUUUCACUACAAUAUAGAUCUUAAACAAAAUGACUACAUGAAAAGAAUAGCAAAGUUACCCCUAAGCUCCAAGAACGGUGCAACAUUCAGUGGGACUGAAGUAUCAUUCUCAACAUUUCAUUGCAUCAACGAUUUACAGGCAGAUAUUACUUGCUUUUUCAAAAAGUUGCUCAUUAUGAAGGUUCCUAAGACUGGAAUUGAACUCAUUGUUGACAAGGUUGAAAUCCCUGUGCACCAAUGUAUCAAUGCUAUAAUAGUAGAUGAGUGCAUUGAUUUAUCAUCUGAGGAAAACAUUCCAUGUCUCAAGUCAGGCCUUAUGGACUAUGUUCUGAAGCAUGGGAAUCAAAUAGAUAGUACGUGCCACUCUUGCUUUCCAAUUGGGGAACGCCUGAAAUGUGGAAGUGGGCUGGUCUGCAAAAGUAACAGGAAUACUGAAACAACAAUAGAAGCCGUGGUUAUAAUUAGUGAAUUAGCUGAGCUGAUGAAUCCAUCCUGUUCCAGGGAGUGCGGUAGUAAAACAGAGGUUUUAUACUUCAGUGAUUACUCACCUGGCGUGAUUUCUCAGUCGUUGCUAAAUGAGUUGAAAAUCAUUGACUGGAAAAGCUAUGGGCUAAUCAUAAAAUGCAUCUCAAAUGUAGAUGGUUGUGUUUUCAUUGAGUGGGAGGAUCUGCCACCUGGAUUUCAUGUUGACAUUGCCAUUCACUGUCACCACAAGAAGGUGAACCUUCCUCCAACUAAGGCAAGAACUGCUAACCGAAAUCUUGCCAAGAAAGCUGUGAAGAGUGCUUUGAAUGACCUAAAGGAGAAAAAUGACGGAUUUCUUCUCAGUGCAAAUGCAGUUAAGAUUCGCAGUUAUGCUCCAGACCUUGCGAAAACAAUUGCAGGCCUGAUCUUGACUUCUAAUGACUUGAAGUUCAGAGGAGACUGUGCUUCUCUUCUUGGUCUACACUCCCAUGAUGAAGAAUCUAUUGAAGAUAACAUUAAACGGAGGCUUCUUUCAGUGAUAGACCACAAUGACAGAGAGCCUCAGACUAAGAGAAUCAGAGAAAGCACACUUCUCUUUAACGAUGAUUAUUUUGAUGAACCUGAAUAUGCAGACGAGGAAUAUGAAGAUGACGAGAUAAGCUUUUCUGCUUUCGACCUAUAGAGUUAUAUUAAGAUAACGUGAAUUAUAUGAAGAUGGUGAGGUAACUGGAAUCUUCAUCAUGAAUUAUAUCGAGACAUGAAGUAUAACAAAUUACAUGGCCAUAAGAGAUUAUCUUAAGUUUUAGAUGAGCUCCAGUAUAAUGUUUGUAGUGGCUCUGGCCACAAGGUAGUCGGGUAACUUGCUUAGUUUGUUGAUUAUUUAGGAGUGAAAAAUUUUGAGUUUUGAAUAGUUAGAUUGAUAUUAUUAUAUUAAAUGAGAAUGUACGAUUAAUUAUA